Molecule: messenger RNA, 1838 nt
Organism: Musa acuminata subsp. malaccensis (wild Malaysian banana)
Lineage: Eukaryota; Viridiplantae; Streptophyta; Magnoliopsida; Zingiberales; Musaceae
Product: probable bifunctional methylthioribulose-1-phosphate dehydratase/enolase-phosphatase E1 1
Molecular function (GO): magnesium ion binding; acireductone synthase activity
Source: RefSeq, a predicted model, not a curated record
ACAUUUUCAUUGGUGGUCAAUGGCAAAGUGGAUAUCCGACGCUGCUCCGGUGCCUUCCGUGCGCUCUGUUGCUUAUCAGCUUCCAAUCUCCCGCUUCUCCCCUUAUCUUCUCCAAUAGCCACCGAACUCCUGAAAGUUUAGAGCAAUGGCGAUGAACGUGCUCCCGCUGACAACCCCGCGGGCGUACUUAGAGGGCAAGCCCGUGGGCGGGACGCAGGCCCUUCUCUCCGACCACCUCCGCCGCCACAUCUAUAACCUUGGCUGCGUCACCGGCAUCGACGGCAGCUUCACCGUCAAAGCCGCCCCCCGCAAACCUCGUCAGUUCAUCGUCGUGGCACCCUCUGUGUCACCGUCAGGGGUUCUGAAGGCGCGGUUCGUGCCGGAACGCAUGUACGCGCUGUUCAGAAGCGGGGCCGUGCUAUCCUCUUGGACGCCGAAGCCCAACCUUCAUAAGUCUCCAAACUGCACGGGUUGCGCUGCACAUGCUGUGAAAGCUGAGAAUUACCAGUACCCUUUUGAUGCUGCAAUCAAGCUUCACCAAUUGGGUAUCGACUGGAAUGCAUUUGGUCAGAAUUCACUAGGCCAUCCAAAACAAUUUCAGUAUAGGGGUAGGCAUCUAAGUGGUUCUGUGCGAGCAGGACCACUAAAUGGCAGCCUUGAUCCUGUGCCAUCAAUUCAAUGCAUUGUCCUUGACAUAGAAGGAACAACUACUCCAAUAACAUUUGUUACAGAUGUUCUUUUUCCAUAUGCUCGUGAUAACGUGAGAAAACAUUUGAUGUCCACAUAUGACAGCAAGGAAACAAAAGAAGAUAUUAAGCUAUUGCGUGCCCAAGUUGAGGAUGACCUGAAAGAAGGGAUUUUGGGUUCAGUACCUGUUCCAUCUGAUGAUGCUGGAAAAGAUGAGGUGAUUGAUUCUUUAGUAACUAAUGUUGAGGCCAUGAUAAGAGCUGACAGAAAAAUUACCUCUCUUAAACAAUUGCAGGGUCAUAUAUGGAGGACUGGAUUUGAGAACAAAGAAUUGCAAGGAGUUGUUUAUGAGGAUGUUCCAGAAGCACUUCUGAAGUGGCAUGCUAAUGGCAUAAAGGUUUACAUAUAUUCAAGUGGUAGCAGAGAGGCUCAGAGACUUAUAUUUGGAAACACUUCUUAUGGAGACUUACGAAAAUACCUAUGUGGAUUUUUUGACACCACAGUUGGAAAUAAAAGAGAAUCGCGGAGUUACUUUGAAAUUUCUGUGUCAGUGGGAGUCGAUGAACCUUCUCAAGUCCUGUUUGUAACUGAUGUCUAUGCAGAAGCUGUGGCAGCAAAGGCUGCAGGUCUCCAAGUGUUGAUCUCCGUUCGUCCUGGAAAUGCACCUCUUCCCGAGAAUCACGGAUUUAAAACAAUAAAAUCCUUUGCCGAUAUCCAAUGACUUGAGAUUUAUUCAUUUUCCUGGCUUCCUGGUAAUGGAACAUAAGUGAAUCGUUCCAUCUUUGGAGGAAGUUCCUACUCAAUUUCCAGGUAAAAUUAUCAAGAAAAAACCAAUUACCAUUCACAUUAUUAUGAUCAAGAAUCCUUACGAGGUCAAUAAGGACAGAGAUCUUACAUUGUUGGAAGUCAAGAAAGGCGGCAAGCGUGUUCUUGUUUUACAGGCUCUUUUGAAGGACAAAAUCAUGUGGCUUUUGAGUCAAAUGGAGAGCAACCAAAUGGGCAAUAUCUUAAUAAUGCUGCUUGAUGCCUCUUUACAAUUAGUGAUCCCUAAACUUUUAUGUAUGUAUUUGUCAUAUACACUAUCUGUUCAGGUAUGCAUGAAUACUUAUGAAUAAUUUAUUUUCAUUUUCUAUAUAUUCUUUUUUCACUUA